AUUGUCAGCCUUGGGUGUUUCGGUUUAAGGUCACGUUUUGAACGGCGUCGCCUUCUAGAGAACGGCCUACUGGUUCCAUACUACCAUAUGGGAAAUAGCACCCCACUUUCUUCAGAUGAGAUCUGUACAACUCAGUUUCGUGUCUACGCCGCGGAGCUUUGCACGUAAAAAAUGGACCAUAGACUAGGGGGCGAUUAAAAAAAAAACCAUUGAUAAAUUGCCCGCCGAAAAGUGACAUUUGUGUUUUUUUUUCUUAAUAUUUUUUUUUUAUUGUUUGUUGUUGUUAAGAACUUUUUGGGUGACUGGUUGUGUUGUGUGACACUUUGAAAAAGCCACCUACGUACUUGCGUGUUUUUUUGGAUAUUUUCACCUGAAAACUGGGAAAAUGUUCCCAAGGCGGGGAGCGGUGGUGUUAUGGUGCCUACUACACCUGGUGGUAGCUGAGGACCCUUCAUCAUCGGGCCUCGUUCUUCAAGACUCGAAGCAGGACCUGGUGGCUGAAGCCUCCAACUCUCGUGAGGGUGUUGGAGCGCAGAAGCGUGAAGGUGCGCUCUCUAACUCAUACGGGGAACCGCUACCAGCCGACGCGUAUGGACCGCCGCCACAGCACCUACUGCACGAACUGAACCAGCCAGCCCCAGUGUACGGGGUUCCAGAGUUCCAGAACAACAUCUUCCCUCAGGAGCCACCGCCCGGUGCUUAUGGACCCCCCACGCCUGUAGUGUUCCCUACUCACUCUUACGAAGGACCCCCUCCGCCAAUCGGCAAACCGAAACCCGUCUACGGGCUCCCGAAACAGUAUGGACCCCCAAAACCAACAUACGGUCCUCCGAAACCGAUCUACGGACCUCCUAAAAAAUCCUACGGACCACCAAAGCAGAGCUUACCCAAACCAAUAUACGGCGUUCCAUUCAAACCACCGAAAGUUUCUGUACCAAAACCCAUAUAUGGACCCCCGAAACCUGUCUAUGGAACCCCGAAACCUGUCUAUGGACCCCCGAAACCUGUCUAUGGACCCCCUAAAGCUACAUACGGGCCUCCUUUACCAAGCAUACCGAAUCUACCUCCAAUCCCCGAAUUACCACCAAUAAAUCUUCCACAAAGUAGUAGUGUCAGCGCUAACUUCGAUAUAGACACGAACGUAGAUUUAGGCUUCAGUCUACCAGCUCCCAUUUACGGAACCCCAAUUCCUAAUUUACCGAUAAACCUGAAGCCUAACUUCCCCAUCCCUUCGGACACUUACGGACCCCCUGGUCAUUCCUUAGGUCCUAUAGGACCAAACGAUCAACUGGUGGUUCAUAAUGCCGACUCUGGACAUUACGGACCACCUCAACCGGACCCGAACCCGAGACCUCCUCACCCAGGCAUUCCUGCCCCUCCUACUCCACCACACGUUCUAUACGAUGGUUGGAAACCAAUCCCUGGAAUUUCUAAACCGUUACUAGACCACGGCCAUCACAAUAGUCAUCAUCAUCAUCAUCAUCACAAUUUGCAGCAAAUCGAAGAACAUUACGGUCCUCCCCCUCCACCUCCAGUACAAGAAGUCCAUCUUAAUUUAGAUGGCCAUUCAUUACCACAUGGAGAAAACGCCGUCUCAUUCUCUGGAGCACAAAUAAACACUGGAUAUUCAAACGUCCAUCAAGACGCUUUAGCCAAUAUUGACCUGAACGCCAUAGUUGGAGGUGACUCGAAUCACAUAGAUCAAUCGAAGACUGUAUUCGAAGCGCAUUACACAGAAAAUGCUGGACAACACAGCCAUAACACAAUUUUCACUGGACCAGAGAAAAUAAAGGAUACUUAUGGAGCGCCGCCUUUGGAAUCUCUAUCAGGAGGACAUUAUCCAAAUUCUAUUAGACAACAGGGGGCCAAAGGACUAAUCCCCCCUUCAGGAAUAUACGGAGUGCCUCCAGGUAGUCAAUAUGGAGCUCCUCCUAAACACCCUAACGGUAGACUACCAGGAAUAAACCCAAGAAGACCUAUAAGAUUCAGAGAACCAGUUCCAGAGGGUUUAUUACAACACGUCGGACAUUCUACUCAUCAUAAAGACGUUCACGGAAUUAACCAUAGUCCUCAACCUCAACCUUACUUGCCUCCACCGAUACGUGACGUGAAAGACGUGAACCAACACACAGGCAACGCUGGAGUGUCCAUAUCUAUUGAACCUUCAGAUCUAUACAGUUUACCUCACGCAGGAAACCCGAUAAGUUUCCAUCCUCUAGAGCAGAAACCUAAUAAUUUGUAUGGAUCUCCCAUAGAUUCUUAUUCAGUGCCGUUGUUGACUGUAGGUGAUCAUUCCGUAUCUUCGUCUAAUACGAAUGCUGUAACGGCUACAUUGGACGGAUCUAUUUUUGCGAAUUUAAGUAAUUUAGAAGCUGCGGCGAUAUUAAAACACUGCCCUUACCAUGAAGCUAUAAUCAAAGCAGCCAGAGCUGGCGAGAAAAUCCCCUCAGACUUAGCUUCGAACUACGUUGCCAGUUUAAGUUCUUUGGGCUCGACGCUAUCGAAGAGUCAACAGACUUCAAUAUCGCCUCAGAACGGCUUCAAUGUCCCAGUAGCGGGAAGCGAAUCCGUGUCCUACAGUAGCAAAGAUUUAUCCACCGCUUCUCAUACUUUGGUAGAAACAAUUUUACCAACCAACGAUAUCAAGAAGGAGAAGACCGAAAAGAACAGCAUCCAAAAAGGGAAAUCUAUCAAAGACGACUCAGGAAAACACAGCUUCAAACAGGACGACCGUUUACAAUACGUUUCGCAGCAAAUACAACAGACCUCCGAAAAGAUUCGUAAUCUUAGCGAGGAAACUAAACAGCUGCAUCAAAAGAUAGUUUCCAGCACUCAGAAUUUUAAUCAGUUCGGUCAAACGACCGGUUUCGCUGGCAACAUUCCAGUUAGUAACGGCGCUGCGAGUUAUUCAAUUCAAAUACAAUCAUCAGAUGAGGGAAAAGGCAAACCAGCGAAUCCUUCCAUACCGCACGAACAAUUGCUAUCAGAGGGCUUACUACAGAGCAUUCUACAAGCCAUAGAGCAACCUAACCAACCACCUCCAUCGAAAAUCCAAAACCAAAACGUUAAUUUCGAACAAUCCAGCUCUUUGGACUUCAAGAAUUACGAUUUAGGUGGCCUAGUCCUACCUGCUGGGUACGAACCAAUAGACAGAACUAAAGAUAACAAAAUAAACGACCAGCAAAGUCAGAGCUCUAAUCAAAUACGUCAUAUACAUUCGGAAAACCAAAGUCACAGAGGUGACAUACCCCAUACUGAUUGCGAUUCAAAAGCUGAUAAUUCUAUAACUCACACAAUAGUUGUACCUCCACCAAACAAUAAUAAUAAUAUUGAAAACGUGCAACAUGUUAAUGAUGUAGACAAUAACGAUGUCGCCAUAUACUUUGGCGAUAAUUCUGAUGAUAAAGAUAAAAAUGAACCAGUCACAGAAAUCUCUGUAGCUACCAGCAUAAGCGAAAACGUAAAUGAGUAUAGCAACGAACGAGUGUUUGGCGCGAAAUUAGCCAAAUCGUAA
Molecule: messenger RNA, 3514 nt
Organism: Chilo suppressalis (striped riceborer)
Lineage: Eukaryota; Metazoa; Arthropoda; Insecta; Lepidoptera; Crambidae
Source: the annotation of a GenBank genome assembly